GGGGGGCAGGACCCCCUCCCUCGCCCUGCUGCCCGCCCUGCUGGGGAUGCCGCCCCGGGGAUGGUUGGCUUCGGGGCUGCGAGCGCACAUGGCCGGCUCGUGUCCAGCUUUUCACCCCCCAGCACCCCCAAGUCCCUCUCCGCAGGGCUGCUCCCAUCCCCCCACCCCCAGCCUGUGCGGAUACCGGGGGUGGCCCCGGCCCAGGGGCAGGACCUUGCCCUUGGCCCUGUUGAACCCCAUGGGCUCUCCCAGGCCCCCCCUCCGGCGUGUCCCGGUCCCUGUGGAUGGCGCCCCGUCCCUCUGGCGCGCCGCCUGCCCCGCUCAGCGUGCCGCCACCUGCGAACGCCCCGAGGGUGCGCUCGGUCGUUGGUGGGAGCGUUACACAGCCCGGGCCCCGCACGGGCCCGCGGGCCGCCGCUCGGUCGCGCCUGCUCCCCCAGCACGCCAAGGUGCUGAGCGCGGCCGCAUCCCUCCUCUCGGCCGCCACCGCGACUUCGGUCCCCCGCAGAGCGGCCCCGGCAAGGCUGCGGACGCGGGCUCCGGGGUUCCGACGCGGCUGCGGCAGCUCCCGGGCAGCGGGAGCGGCCGGGCCGGUCCCUCGCCGGGGGAGCGGGGCCGCCGGCGGGAAGGCGCUGUGGGCGGGAGCCCGCCCCUCGCCGGAGCGGGAAGCGGCCGCCCCGCCCCCGCCCCCGCCGCCGCUCCGCCCGCCAUGGCGCUCUCGCACGCCGGUACGGAGGAGCCUGAGGAGCCCUCGCCGCGCACCCGGCAGCGGAUGCAGGAGUCCACCCCGCCGGGGACGGCCGCGCUGCAGCCCAGCCCGGAGCAGGCCGGGCGGCGAGCCGCCUCGGCGCGGCAGCUGCGGGUGCUGCUCACGCCGCUGGCCGUGGCGGGCCGGCGGCUGCCGCAGAAGCGGCUGCUGCGCGCCUACGGCGGCGGGGCGGGCAGGGCCGCGGCCGGCAAGAGGCUCUGCCUGGAGCCCCCCCCGGCCCGCGCCGGCCCGCCGGAGCCCGCCUCGCCCCCCGCCGCCCCCGCCGCGGGCACCGGCCCGGGGGGCGCCUGGGACGCGGAGAGCGACGGGAGCGACGCGGGAGAGGCUCCUCCGGAUGAAUACUCACAGUUAUCAGCUUAUGAAAGGAAAAGACUAAAGAACAUCACGGAAAAUGCUAAAUUCUUUGCUGCUUUAAAGCUGCAUGAGUCAGCUGCAAGACUUCACCAAAUUGCAACUAAAAGACAAUCUCAUGUCACCAAAAGAGCUAAGCCUAAAAAAGCAGAAGAUGAAACCGUUCGACGAAGAUCCAUGCGCUUACAGAGAGUAGAGCCAUCGGGAAUUCCGAUGCCGGAGAUGCCUGCCCAGCCAGGAGCAGAGGAACAACCUGAGGUUCCAGCCGGACCUUUGCCAAUGGUUCCAGAAGAUCAGACGGGGAACAGUAAAUUGACAGAGGACUUACUGGCUACGUGGAUGAGGAUAAGUGAGAUCAAAGCUAAUGGUACUGAAAAGCGCACGUGUGACAUAAAAAGAUACCAAGACAGCCUGAACAGCAUGGUCCUCAGUGAAGAUAAUAUUAAAAAGGUUGUGAAAUAUCGAGUGGCUUCUAUGGCUAUCCAUCCUUCGGAAAGCAUCAUCUUGGUGGCAGCUGGAGACAAGUCCGGGCAGAUCGGUCUCUGGAACGUGAACUGUAAGUCUGAAGAAGGAGCACAGGUCUUUGUUGCACACAACUAUGUGGUCAGCUGCAUGCACUUUUCUCCAUUUAAUCCUGCUCACUUGCUGUCUCUAAGCAAUGACACGCUGCGAUGUGGAGAUGUUACCAGAGCAGUCUUUGAUGAGGUAUGCAGAAGUGAAGGAAACCUAUCUUGCUUUGACUUCUUGGAAGAUAAUGCCUCCACUGCAAUAGUCGGAUACUGGGAUGGCGACGUUGCCGUUGUGGACAGACGGACGCCAGGAGCGUCUCUAGAGCUUUCUGCAGACAUCGGCUUCAGAAGAACGAGGACAGUCCAUGUUCACCCAGUGAAUAAACAGUAUUUCGUUGCUGCUGGCUCAGUGGAUGUUUGUAUUUUUGAUGUUCGAUACCUGAAGGCUAAGGGGAACAAGCCUGUGAGCUCUCUUAAAGGCCACACAAAAAGUGUUGCUUCUGCAUAUUUCUCACCUGUAACUGGGAACAGAGUAGUGACGGUGUGCGCUGAUGAUAAGCUGAGGGUCUACGACACCACCGCUUUGUCGCCGGCGGCCGCGGUUCUCAGCUCCGUCAGUCGUAACAAUAACACGGGACGCUGGCUAACUAGGUUCAGAGCAAUAUGGGACCCUAAGCAGGAAGACUGCUUCGUGGUGGGCAGCAUGGCGCAACCGAGACAAAUAGAAGUCUUCCAAGAUACUGGAAAAUUGUUGCACGCUUUUUAUAACCUUGACUGCCUUGGCUCCGUGUGCUCCAUUAACGUGGUUCAUCCCAGUAAGAACAUCUUAGUGGGUGGCAACUCCAGUGGCCGCCUUCAUGUGUUCAAAGAAUAGAAAAAGUGGCUCGGAUACAUUUUUCUUUUUCCUUUUUGCAUUAAAUUUUGUUUAAUCUGUAUUAAGUUGUUGCUAAACUAACUGUAUUUUCUCAGGACAGAAGUGUAUUUUAAAAGCUUUAAAAUAAAUCCUCUAAACUACC
Molecule: messenger RNA, 2645 nt
Organism: Phalacrocorax carbo (great cormorant)
Lineage: Eukaryota; Metazoa; Chordata; Aves; Suliformes; Phalacrocoracidae
Source: RefSeq, a predicted model, not a curated record